This is a messenger RNA of Galdieria sulphuraria, 3745 nucleotides long. Its product is annotated as ATP-dependent Lon protease. NCBI's taxonomy places the organism in Eukaryota, Rhodophyta, Bangiophyceae, Galdieriales, Galdieriaceae. Gene Ontology annotation, biological process: chaperone-mediated protein complex assembly; proteolysis; protein catabolic process. Gene Ontology annotation, molecular function: serine-type endopeptidase activity; ATP-dependent peptidase activity; ATP hydrolysis activity. The record is from RefSeq and is a predicted model, not a curated record. The transcript is spliced from 13 exons. Bases 35 to 3724 code for a protein of 1229 amino acids. Gene Ontology annotation, cellular component: mitochondrial matrix.
GUUGUGAGCAAAGGACAUUGUGUUUUGUAGAACCAUGUUAUGGAGUAGUUAUUAUCGACAAACUUUACAUAAGAUCAUUGGUUAUGGUUAUUCUCAACACUACUUUAUGCAACGGUUAGGAACAGUGAUUGGAUAUGAUUCUUUGGAAACUUUCAAGUUGAUACAAAAACGUUUAUUAUAUCAACGAGCUUGUUAUUAUUGUGAAGAUAAUGGACACAAUAACCAGAAUGACAAGAAACCUUCCAACAAAGCUGAAGGGUUGACUGGCGCAAGUCAUAACAACUCUUCUGGUAACAACGCUAUCACCCCUUAUCAACCAGAUGGAAAAAGUGCCAACAGUGAAGGAGGUUCUGGUAACCAACUACUACAGAAGUUUUCACGUCCUCAAGGACCCGCAGAACUUCCAGCCAUUCCUUUGUUUAGAAGGCCUUUGUUUCCUGGAGUAGUGGCACCCAUCACGGUUUCUGAUCCUUCUGCCUGUGAAACUUUUAUUAGCCUAUUUCGAUCGGGUUUUCGUUACGUGGGACUGUUUCUUCAUAGAAAUGCUGGACAAAUUGGAGCUCCUUGGUCAGGACAAGUACCCAAUCAGGCAACCGAUUCUGUGGAGUCUUCGAUGGAACAAAAGAAUGAAUCGGAUGAAGAAACAAAUGAAACCGAAGUGAGUCAACAACAAGUCAAAAAUGAGGACUCUCAAAGCACUAUCCAUCAACAUCCUUUGUUUACUAAUCCUUCCGAAUUGUAUCGAGUUGGAGUGUUGGCAGAAUUAUUUCGAGUCAUUCCUCGUUCAACUGGAAUCGAAUUGACUUUUUUAUGCCAUCAUCGCAUUAGAUGGACGAGUGUUGGGAAGAUAAAACCUAUUUUAUAUCUCCAAACAGAACCAAUUAGAGAAGAACCAGUGGAUAUUCAUGACCCACAAGUACGCGCCUAUGCUUUGGCUAUUGUGGAAACUUUGAAGGAAAUCAUGAACACCGGGUCGCUAUAUAAGGAACAAUUGCAACUUUUGUUGGAAAGUGUUGAUGUCAACAAUCCUUAUCAAUUAGCUGAUUUAGGAGCAUCGCUUACUUCAGCUGACCCACAUUCUCUUCAACAAGUAUUGGAAGCAAUGAAAUUGGAAGACCGACUGGUCAAAACAUUAAAUUUGUUAAAGACAGAAUUGGAAACUGCUCGAGUACAACAAAAGAUUAACAAACAAGUGGAAGAGAGUGUUUCGAAUGCUCAACGAAGAUACUUUUUAACAGAACAGUUGAAAUACAUUAAAAAGGAAUUGGGUUUAGAAAAAGAUGAAAAGGAGACAUUAUUGGCCAAGUUUCGAGAAAGAAUGGAAAAGAAAGCAAUUCCAAAACAAGCUAAAGCAGUUAUUGAAGAAGAACUAUCUAAACUAAGUCUACUGGAACCAGCUAGUUCUGAAUAUUCCGUUUCGAGAAACUACUUGGAAUGGCUGACAAGUUUACCUUGGGGUAUAACUACGUUGGAUAAGUUGGACUUGAAGCACGCUGAAAAAAUAUUGGAAGAAGACCAUUAUGGUUUGAAAGACGUGAAACAACGCAUUUUGGAAUUUAUUGCUGAGUUGGAAAGACAAGUGUUGGAAAGAGCAUCGCAAGAGCAUUGGGAAGAAAAUUUUUAUAGAUUUUCGGUGGGAGGAAUGAGCGAUGUUUCGGAAAUCAAAGGCCAUCGACGUACAUAUGUAGGAGCCAUGCCAGGCAAAUUGAUACAAGCUCUGAAAGUUGCAGGAUCUUCGAACCCUCUUAUUAUGAUCGAUGAGAUUGACAAGUUGGGAACGGGUUUUCAGGGAAGCCCUGCCGAUGCACUAUUGGAGGUCUUGGACAGAGAACAGAAUUCGGCCUUUUUGGAUCACUAUUUGGAUGUUCCUUAUGACUUAUCGCAGGUUUUGUUCAUCUGUACUGCCAAUUUGACGGAAGAUAUUCCACUUCCAUUAUUAGAUAGAAUGGAACAUAUUGAGUUGCCGGGAUAUGUACUUGAUGAGAAAAUUGCUAUAGCUAAAAAGUAUCUCGUUCCGAAAGCUAGAAAAGAGUCAGGCAUAAAGGCUACCAAUGUUGUCAUAAGAGACUCUGCACUUCGUGCAUUGGCCGAAGAAUAUUGCAAAGAGCCAGGAGUAAGAGAUUUGCGCAAUAAGAUUGAUGCCAUUUAUCGUAAAGCGGCAUUAAAGAUUGCCGAUGAUUCGUCUUCUAGCAAACAAAAGAUAUCCAUUUCUCAAUCUGAUUUGACUGAAUAUAUUGGAACUCCACGUUUCAAGGAUUGGCGGAUUUACGAAAUGACCCCUGCUGGUGUUGCUAUUGGACUGUCUUAUACUCGGCUGGGAGGUUCUCUUUUAUACAUUGAGGCAAUUGAUACUGGUAGUGGCAAGGGUUCUUUAAAAACUACCGGUAGAUUAGGUCAAGUGAUGACAGAGAGCACAGAUAUUGCCUAUUCUUUUGCCAAAGGUUACCUGAAAACGGUACAGGCAGCCAACCGCUUCUUUGAAACUGCUUCCAUUCAUUUGCAUUUUCCUGAAGGAGCUUCUUCCAAGGAAGGCCCCAGUGCCGGAUGUGCCAUUGUCACAGCAUUGCUAAGCUUGGCUAUGAAUAUACCUGUUUGUGAGAAACUGGCUAUGACUGGUGAAAUUACAUUGACUGGAAAGGUAUUGGCAGUUGGUGGUAUUCGAGAAAAAGUUAUGGCGGCUCGACAAGGAAAUAUGAAGACUGUAAUCUUACCUGCAGGGAAUAAGAGUGACUGGGAAGAGUUGGAUGACUGUGUGAAGAAUGGAAUGCGAGGAAUAUUUGUGAAAGAAUAUAGUGAAGUCUUUCAAGUUGCAUUUCCUUCCAUCAAGUUGGAACACAAAUCUCUCAAAAAGAAUUCUCAUCAGGAAGAUACGAGUAUUUCGGAUAUGAUUGCAGCAAGUCGAUUUUGGGGUACUCGAAAAGAAGAAUAUGAUGCUCUUGAUUCCCUUAUAUCCGACUUGUUGAGUUGUGUGGACCUUGUUCUAAUACUUAUUCGAACCGAUUUAGAUAAAACAGAUAGUUUGAACCUAUUGGAAAAGAACUAUUUUUCCUUAUUAGGAAACCAACUUGUAUUGUUAAGCACAAACCAAGACUAUACACUUACUCAAGGCCUCAACUAUUUGUUGACUACUGCUGUGAAGUGGUUCCAUGAAACCCAUCGACAGGAACAGAUGCCUUUGUUCUUUUUGGUUUCGGUAGAAAUACGCCCUAGUGCAUUUAUAAAAUAUUUGGUGAGCGUUAUGGAUGAAGACACUCUUUGUGCUGGCUGUGCUAUUCCUCAGGAACAUGCACAAGUACAAAGCAUAAGAAUGGGCUGGUUGGAGGCAAGGUUAUCGAUGCCAGAGGUUAAAACAAUAGAACCUGUUUGUUCAGUUUCUUUAUCUGCCUUUACUUGUCCUUGGAAUACUUGUUGUUUGUGGAAUAUGAAGCAUUUGCAACGAACAGGUUUCCUUAUGGUUGCUGAUUGGUUAACGCCACCAGGAAUGGAAGAAGUGUCUGUGAUUGCAGUGCAACAAAAGCUAUUUGGAAUAUUACGGCGACAAGUGAAAUUAGUAUAUCUUCCUAGUCAGUGGGCUCCUAUGAGACAUAUGGAAGGCUAUUCAUUGACGAGAAGGGAUAAUCAUGAGGAAAAGAUGCUUUCCAAACAACGUCGUACGCGAGAAAUUAUAGAGCAGUUAGGUAGUUGCACAGGAAAUGUUAUGAUUUGUGUGCCCGAAUUGUUAUAAAACACAAGUUUUUCACAUCUU